Mangifera indica (mango) is the source of this 903-nucleotide messenger RNA. RefSeq names its product cytochrome c oxidase assembly factor 6. The transcript is spliced from 2 exons. Gene Ontology annotation, cellular component: respiratory chain complex IV; mitochondrion. Bases 70 to 429 code for a protein of 119 amino acids. The record is from RefSeq and is a predicted model, not a curated record. NCBI's taxonomy places the organism in Eukaryota, Viridiplantae, Streptophyta, Magnoliopsida, Sapindales, Anacardiaceae.
CUUAUUCUUCUUGAAGGAGGACAUAACUGAAAACUCUGAAAGCUGGUUCUUUGAAGGAGCUAUCCAUCCAUGGCGGCACUAAAAACUUAUGCAUCAAGCAACCCGGAUGAAGUUCACACCGACGUCCUCUUCAAAGCGAGAGAAUCUUGUUACAAGACUCGCGACGCUUUCUAUUCGUGUUUGGAGAAAGAAGCCGAUAAGAAACCGACUGAAAUCGCCUCCGUGGGCCUCUUGUACCCAGUCGAAUGCAAGAAAUCAAGGGAUGAGUUUGUCGAGAAUUGCCGAGCUUCUUGGGUGAAGCAUUUCGAUAGAUUGUACUGUAAGAACAAGAGGGUACAGAGGCUAUUGGACGAUGGUGGUCAGACAAGGAGAGGUCAGAUGUUGCUUCCACAGCCUUACACAUUCAAGCCUCCUUCUGAAUCUAGUUAGAUAUUUUUCUUCAAUUUCAGUUUUAGCCUUCUUGUCAUCCAGGUAGUUUGAUAAAUUCUUCUAGAAUUUUUUCUAAUUUUUUGAAUUACAGUCUAAAAGAUUGUAUAGUUACAGUAAUGGGUAUUUGAUACUACAUACAUUACUAGCAUCUAUGCUACACUUUUGAAAAAUAAGUAGUGGAAAAAACUUUUCAGGUCAAUGGGAAAACUCCUAACUUUUCAAUGAUGAGUUAUUACUGUUAGGAGGAAACACUUGUGUUGGGACUAUUUGAAAGUGGGUAGUGCCGUCAUGUUAAGUUAAUCCAUUUUGGGAGGAGUGUAAAGCGGGAUUGGGGACACAAGGAGGACUAAAAUGGGUUUAAGACUUACUGCAACUGUUUCUUAUUGUUGUUUGUGGUUUUUGUCUGUAAAUGAAGUGUAUUUGAACGUAAUGUGAUUCAUUUUUUGUGCUAAUAAAGAAUGUAAGUUCAAGCGA